Molecule: messenger RNA, 4077 nt
Organism: Rhincodon typus (whale shark)
Lineage: Eukaryota; Metazoa; Chordata; Chondrichthyes; Orectolobiformes; Rhincodontidae
Product: ALK tyrosine kinase receptor-like
Exons: 26
Coding region: 1-4077 (1358 amino acids)
Biological process (GO): protein phosphorylation; positive regulation of kinase activity; regulation of neuron differentiation
Cellular component (GO): membrane; signaling receptor complex
Molecular function (GO): transmembrane receptor protein tyrosine kinase activity; ATP binding; protein binding
Source: RefSeq, a predicted model, not a curated record
AUGACUCCUAUGUAUUUCUUUCUUUAUUUUCUAGGUCAUUUUCUUUUUCUGAAUGCAUCGCAGUAUACAUCCUUAUUAUUGCUGAGUCCAUGGCUGACAAGCAUCAGUGAGCGCUGCACCUUGGAGGUGGCCAUUUAUCUGCAGGACUCAAGGUCAGGAGAAUAUGUUGUUCAGCUACUUCACAGCAAUGAAAGCAAGACAGUCCUCAUGUCAUCAGAAAGUGAGGCAAGAACGGGGUGGACAGUGCUUCAGGGGAGAGUAGGACAUUUGGAAGAGUCUUUCCGGAUCUCUUUGGAAUAUAAAAGAAAUAACAGAAGAAUCUGGGAGUUGGCAGCUGUGGACUCAAUAAUUCUGAAAAACUGCAAUGAAGGUCCUCUGACAGGCUCUAGGACAACACUCGAGGGAUCGUUCACUUGUCAGAAUGGGGUAUCUAUUAAACUAAGGCAACUCUGUGAUUUCAACAACGACUGCAGCAAUGCUGAAGAUGAAGGAACAGUCUGCAAUAACCUUCCCAUCGGCUCAUACUGUUCCUUUGAAGAGGAGGAUUGUGGAUGGUCAUCAGUUACCUCAGAGGUGGAUGAACCAAGUUGGAAAUUGAAGCAAAGUCGGUCUGUCAACGAAGAAGAGAAAAACAAUCUAUGUUAUUCAGAAGAUCACGCCCUGUUCCUGAACACUAGGGAGACUCUGAUAGCUGACUUCAAUGAGUUGAGAAGCCCAAUUUUUCCAACUCCUAUCCGGAACUCUGCAUGUGAGGUUCAUAUGUCUUUAUGUUUAUAUGGAACUCUAGUGGGAAAUCUUUCCUUCUUGGUUGUGGAAAACAAGACCGACGAGGAAUACAUCAGGACACUGUGGGAAUUCGCAAAUAUUACUGGCUCAGGAAGCUGGCAAAAGGCAACAUUGAAAUUGCCAGAUGUGUCUGACAGGUUCUGGCUUCAGCUGAACACUGUAUGGACUGAUGAGUCAACUGCAAUCAUUGCACUGGAUAAUGUAACUCUCAGCCUUGACUGUUAUCUAUCAAGCAAUGUAGACAGCUCUCCCACAAAUCAAUCUGCCAACACAAGCCAAUCUCUGCUAGGCCGAGCCUUUGUGGACAAGACUGUUACAGCUGCGAGUAAGAAAGUACAAGAGGAGACUGAAGUCAAUGCUCUGUCAGGCCCAUGGAUUAUUAGGACAUGUGGUGCCAGUGGGCCCAAAGGACCAACGCAGACCCAGUGCAACAAUGCUUACAAGAAUACAAGUACUUCUGUGGUGGUUGUAGCUAAAGGUUCUUGGAAGGGCAUUCAGAAAUGGAGAGUACCAUCAACAGACACAUACAAGAUAUCAGCAUAUGGAGCUGCUGGAGGCAUAGGAGGAAAGGGAAACUUUAGAAGAUUUCAUGGUGUGUUAGUACAAGCCAUUUUCCAACUAGAAAAAGAUCUAAUUCUGUACAUACUGGUUGGACAACAGGGAGAAGAUGCUUGUCCUAAUAUAAAUCCCACCAUCCAGAGUGUUUGCUUGGGAGAGAAUAACGUGAUUGAGGAGGAGUUAAAAGCAAAUGGCAAUGUCACCGAGUGGGCAGGAGGUGGAGGAGGAGGUGGAGGAGCCACGUUUAUCUUCAAGAUGGAUAAUGGAGAACCAAUACCACUGCUGAUAGCAGCGGGUGGAGGUGGCAAAGCCUAUCUGAGUAAAGAUGCCGGUUUCCCAGAAGAGAUGCUAGAAACGGAUUCCUCUGUUCUGGGUGUGAAUGGGAGGUCGGGUGCUGCCGGGGGUGGUGGUGGUUGGAGUGACGUCACUAUACCACCAUGGUCUGGCAAAUCACUGACCGAAGGAGCUGAAGGUGGACAAUCCUGCCCACAGGCCAUCAAGAAAUGGGGCUGGAUAACACAUGGAGGUUUCGGAGGAGGAGGAGGAGCUUGUACAGCAGGAGGAGGUGGUGGGGGCUAUAUAGGUGGAAAUGCAACUGAGAAUAAUCAUCCUGAAAAAGAUGGUGGCUGUGGUGUUUCUUAUAUUAGUCCAUUGGGUGAAAUCUACACCCCACCACUGGCAGUUACAGAAAGCCAUGGGGAGGUUGAAAUUGUGCUGCAUUUAAAUUGUAGCCACUGUGAACAUAAUGACUGUGUAUUUGACCAUAUUAAAGAAGAACUCAUCUGUUUGUGUGAAUCAGGAAAGAUAUUGGCUUCUGACAGUGUAACCUGCAUUUUACCUCCCGAGGGCCACCUGCCCCUCUCCCUGGUGCUUUCGGUCGUGUUGUCGGUUGUGGUCGCUGCCUUGCUACUCGCCUUCUCUGGAAUCAUGAUUGUGUAUCGCCUCAAACACCAAGAACUGCAAGCCAUGCAGAUGGAAUUACAAAGCCCUGAUUACAAACUCAGUAAGCUGCGAACUUCAACCAUCAUGACCGACUACAAUCCCAACUACUGCUUUGCUGGAAAAACUACUUCCAUCAGUGAUCUCAAAGAAGUUUCCCGUAAAAACAUUGUGCUCAUACGGGGCCUGGGACAUGGAGCCUUUGGUGAGGUGUAUGAAGGCCAAGUGACUGGUGUUCCAGGUGAACCCAGCCCUUUGCAAGUUGCAGUGAAGACAUUGCCUGAGGUGUGUUCGGAACAGGAUGAGUUGGAUUUCUUGAUGGAAGCCCUAAUAAUUAGUAAAUUCUGCCAUCAAAAUAUAGUGCGAUGUAUUGGAGUCAGCCUGCAGGCUCUUCCUCGCUUCAUUCUCCUGGAGCUGAUGGCAGGAGGAGACAUGAAAUCGUUCCUUCGAGAAUAUCGACCUAAACCGGGACAACCAUCAACUCUCAACAUGUUGGACUUACUGAAUGUGGCUCGUGACAUUGCUCGGGGUUGUCAGUAUCUGGAGGAGAAUCACUUUAUCCAUCGGGAUAUAGCUGCAAGAAAUUGCCUUCUUACUUUCAAAGGUACAGGACGAGUGGCUAAGAUUGGAGAUUUUGGAAUGGCUCGUGAUAUAUACAGGGCUAGUUAUUACAGAAAGGGUGGUCGUGCCAUGCUCCCAGUGAAAUGGAUGCCACCAGAGGCCUUCAUGGAAGGAAUAUUUACUUCAAAGACAGAUACUUGGUCCUUUGGAGUGUUACUGUGGGAAAUCUUUUCACUUGGGUACAUGCCGUACCCCAGUAAGAGUAACCAAGAAGUGCUGGAGUUUGUCACAAGUGGUGGUCGAAUGGAUCCACCCAAAAACUGCCCCGGUCCUGUAUAUCGAAUUAUGACUCAGUGUUGGCAGCACCAGCCAGAGGACAGGCCUAACUUUGCAACAAUAUUGGAACGAAUUGAUUAUUGCACACAGGAUCCUGAUGUAAUAAACACUUCCUUGCCUGUAGAAUAUGGGCCUCCAGCAGAAGAGGAAGGAAAUGCUCCCGUGCGCCCAGAUGACCCUGAUGGAUUAGCGCCUCUUUUAGUUUCACCAGCACAAGAAACUGAGAGCCAAGGAGCUUCCACUGACCUUGCCCUGCCACCCCAGCGUCCAACCAGCCUCUGCCUUGGUGAACACCGGGUCAAAUUUGUUCCCAAUGAUUCUGCCGUUGUACAUACCGGAAGGCCAGCUGAGGAUGGGUCUCAUGUCAAUAAAACGUACUCACAAAUGAACAACUCUUCUGCUUCACAACAAGGUAGGGGCUCCCGGAAAAAACCCACCAACCUCUGGAACCCUACGUAUGGGUCAUGGUUCACAGAAAAACCCAUCGUGCAAAACAACAAUAUUUUGACUGACAACAACAGGCCACAAGAAAGGGAAGAUUCUGGUUUCCAUGCCAGCGGUGGUACUUCUACUACCAUCCCAAAUUCCAGGCCUCAGGCAUCUGCUGUUGUACUAGAACCUUCUUCCCUUGUUGCCAGUACAUUGGAUGUGCCUCUAUUCCGCCUGCAGCAUUUUCCUUGUGGGAAUGUGAGUUAUGCAUUCCAACAGCAGCAACAACAGCAGGGAUUGUCUCUGGAAGCUACGUCUGCUUGUGCUACUUUUAAGGAAGAUUACAACUCACAUCUUAAUAAGGGCUUACCUGCCCAGCAGGACCCACGUGUUCACCCGGUUGCCAAUAUACCCACUUGGGACUCAGGACUCUCUCUAGCAGAGGAUGUAAAUGUCACUAUACUGUAA